AACCUUGGGGGUGUGUUCAACAAGGAAACUGUUCCAUAUAAACCAGGGCUCCAGGUGAAGUCUGAUCAUCGACAGGAUCACACAGCAACCAUGAGGUGUCUAGUCUUCGUUCUGCUCAUCGGAGCUGCUUUUGCCACGGAGGAGGACAAGAUCGUCGGAGGGUAUGAGUGCAAGCCCUACUCCCAGCCCCAUCAGGUGUCCCUGAACUCUGGCUACCACUUCUGUGGAGGCUCCCUGGUCAACGAGAACUGGGUUGUGUCUGCUGCUCACUGCUACAAGUCCCGUGUGGAGGUUCGUAUGGGAGAGCACAACAUCAGGGUCACCGAGGGAAACGAGCAGUUCAUCCGCUCCUCCCGCGUCAUCCGCCACCCCAACUACAGCUCCUACAACAUCAACAACGACAUCAUGCUGAUCAAGCUGAGCACGCCCGCCACUCUCAACCAGUACGUGCAGCCUGUGGCUCUGCCCACCAGCUGUGCCCCCGCUGGCACCAUGUGCAAAGUCACUGGCUGGGGUAACACCAUGAGCUCUUCCGCUGACGGAAACAAGCUGCAGUGCCUGAACAUCCCCAUCCUGUCUGAGAGGGACUGUGAUAACUCCUACCCCGGCAUGAUCACUGACGCCAUGUUCUGCGCUGGAUACCUGGAGGGAGGCAAGGACUCUUGCCAGGGUGACUCUGGUGGACCCGUCGUGUGCAACGGUGAGCUGCAGGGUGUUGUGUCCUGGGGCUACGGAUGUGCUGAGAGGGACCACCCCGGUGUCUACGCCAGGGUCUGCCUCUUCAACGACUGGCUGGAGAGCACCAUGGCCAGCUAUUAAGUCUGAUCCUACGACCACCAUCUUAUGACUCUGCUGCCUUUCUUCUACCAUUCUAACUCCAUUCAUUGUUGUCGAGUUUUGAACUAUGUGCAGUCAUUUUCCAUCUGAGUCAAUAAAGUCUAACAUUUUGACUUUCAAA
Messenger RNA from Sebastes umbrosus (honeycomb rockfish), 958 nucleotides. Its product is annotated as trypsin-1-like. NCBI's taxonomy places the organism in Eukaryota, Metazoa, Chordata, Actinopteri, Perciformes, Sebastidae. Gene Ontology annotation, molecular function: serine-type endopeptidase activity. The transcript is spliced from 6 exons. Bases 91 to 819 code for a protein of 242 amino acids. The record is from RefSeq and is a predicted model, not a curated record. Gene Ontology annotation, biological process: proteolysis.